Messenger RNA from Asterias rubens (European starfish), 8966 nucleotides. Its product is annotated as small subunit processome component 20 homolog. The coding region runs from base 305 to 8839 and encodes 2844 amino acids. Gene Ontology annotation, cellular component: nucleolus; 90S preribosome; small-subunit processome. The record is from RefSeq and is a predicted model, not a curated record. The transcript is spliced from 52 exons. NCBI's taxonomy places the organism in Eukaryota, Metazoa, Echinodermata, Asteroidea, Forcipulatida, Asteriidae.
CAAUUACAUUCAAAUAAAUCAAUGAUUUAAGACUCUGCAUUUAUGAUGGUUGUGGUUGAACUCUCUUCCUACAUUAUGAUUAUAGUGAAAGAGAAAAAGACAAUUAUUCACUAGAAAUAAGCGUUGAAAGACGGUCGUAUUUGAUAACUGACCAAAACUUAUAUUACGGCGCCUUCACCAUUUUUGGUGUUGGCCUCAUAUUGGUGAUGUGUGUGAACUUUAAACUUGUGGUCACACGUGUUUCAUGUUUUCCCGUCAAGAGGAAUGAGUUGAAGGCUCAAAACCUUCCGAAUUAACACCCAAAAUGAAGUCGAAAUCAUCAAAUCACAGAAAUGAAAACACAUACAGGUUCCAGACGUUUUCCGAGCGGAUAUCCAAUAUCAACAUCGAUGUCAUCAGAAAAGGAGGUCGUAUUGACCGAACACCAGACGAUUCGGAUACUUUCUUUGCUGCGGGUUUAGCCAAAUGGAUGGACCUCAACUGUACUCAAGAUUUCACUAAUUUCACGAGGGACAUCUCUGGUCAAGUUGAUAGUUUCCCCCAGCUUGUCCACCAUGAAGAGGAGAUUAUAACAGCUCUCAAGACACAUCUAAAGGUUAAGAAAAGCCUGGCGUACCAGCCUCUACUUGACUUGCUUGUGCAACUGGCCAGGGAUCUCCAGACUGACUUCUAUCCACACUUUGAAGAGUUCUUCAGUAUCAUUGUCUCUCUCCUCAACACCCAAGACACAGAGCUCCUUGAGAAUGCCUUCCGGUCGUUUGGCUACCUCUUCAAGUUCCUGUGGCGGUAUCUUGUCAGAGACAUCCACAACGUUUUCAGGUUUUAUUCGCCUCUCCUGAGCGAGCACCAGAAGGAACACAUCCGUAACUUUGCUGCGGAGAGCUUUGCAUUCCUCAUGAGGAAGGUCAAGGAUCACGGUGACCUCUUUGACAUGAUGCUGCAAAGCCUGGAAGAGAAUCCUGAUCAAACUACAGGUCUCGGGAGAUUAGUGUUUGAGAUGAUCAAAAGCGUCAAGAAACAGUUCCACUCAUGUACAGAAAAGGUUCUUCCCAUUCUGCUGAGUAAAUUAGGACCGGUGCAUUCCGCUGAGGGCGUCGCCAAACAGUUGCCAUGGAAACUGUGUCUGGAGACGCUAAGCGCCACAUUUGAGUUCAUGGCAGAGUGGACGACCAAGGACCAUGCAGGAGUGAUAUGCAAAAUACUUCAGGAAGCCGUGACAGCAAAGUACAACCACCUGAUCUCUGAGACGGAUGACACCAGAAGGGAUGAGUUUGCUGACCAUCUUAGCGGACUAGUCAUCUUGAUGAACCAAUGGGUUGGUUAUCAUGGAGGUUAUCUGAUACAACACCCUGACUCAUAUGCAGCUGUGAUUUUGAAGUUGAUAGCGGAUGGUGCAAUCCAAGGACAAUGUGCAGAUGCUGUGCUGGACCUAACAGCAACUUUACUCAAUACAACCCAGUGUGACCUUAAUAAUGAGUCCGUCACUAGUCUCAUUACGGCGGUAUUCAGCAGUAGCUUUGAACAGGUCCAGGUACUACACUUCAGUCGUCAACUCUUCGACAUGGGAUCUUUUGAAAAGGAUGUUCUACACCCUCUGUUGCACUUUUGCCACGCUGUGAUGAGUGAAACGGCGCCCUCGUCGUCCAGCAUGCAUCAAGGCGUCUUGUUCACACUCUGCAAUCUGAUCCUCAGUAAGCAGCCGCCCAUAACAGACGGUGCUAUGCUGGACGGGUACUCACCGUAUGUUGUUGACUUCAGUCUGGAUGUUUACAAAAGCCAAACCAAGAAGAAGAGCAAGAAGCAUGCAGCAAAUUUCCCAGAGUACCUCGUGUCGUUACUUGAGUUCAGCCCAGAGUUACUCGGCCAAGAAAAUGUAGUGUCUGCACUGUGGGGCGCCCUCGUUUGUCUACCUAGUGUCAGACCCCUUGAUGGUCGGAAUGUGACGCCCAAGUUGAAGGGCCUCGUUGAGACGCUGUGGGAAACAGCCGAACAGCAAGAGGGUACAACCAAAGACACACUGUUGUACCUGUUAUCGCAAGCUUCAUGCACGCUACUCCUCUGUGGUAAAGAAGAACCAACUCAAUCUCUCUUAGAAGAAGACUUCAUUCUGAAAGUUCUCAGAUCGUGUCCAACGUCUUCUCACGUACUCCUUGUAGGAGAUCUAUACUUCACCCAAUCAGCCAUUCUUGGAAACACCAGCGUUCUUUCUGACGAGAACCUUCAGACCCUGUUCCCGGUUCUGCAGCCAAAUCUGUCCUCACCACACAAGCAGGUGAGGACGUUGACACUGCGGAUAUUGUCACAGUUUCCAGUUAAACUCCCUUCAAUACCAGAUCUUCCCGUCCGUCAGGUGUGUGUCUUCAAACUGUGUCUGGAGGCUGAGCUGGUUCCAACAUCCGUGGAGAACUACCGGGAGAAACUCAAGCAACUCCAGAAGUUAAGCUUUGAUGCGGUCCUGCCUAACGUACCUGUUGGUAACUUCAAAGAGGUGGCCUUAAGAUUUCUAAUUGGAACACUCUAUGUGAACUUUCAGCUGCUUUGGCAACCAACCAUGGAGCUUAUUAAGUCUCACGCCUAUGGUAUGGAGAAAAAGUGUUUCUGGUCUGUCUACAUGGAACAUCUGAACGACUUGGCGUCAGUUCACGAGUCUGCUAUCCGUCUCAGAGAUGACGCCUCAACCCCGACCCUCGAAGACUCCUCGGAGAUGGAUUCAGAGGACACGCAGGAUCUGACGGAGCUGUAUGGGAAGGUUUACAGUGAAAGUACGGCCGAUGCUGAUAGGCCAGACCCCUGGAAUGUCAGACAGAUGAUGUGGAGAACGAUGGGUCUGUUUGCUGAUCGGGCAGAGGGUCGCUCGAGGGACCUUGUGCCUCUACUCUUCAGAUUCAUCGAAAAUGAGUUUCAGCAGUCGAAUGUCAACAAUGCCCCAGCGCAAGACAUCAGAGUCAGAUCUAGUCAAAAUUCUGACGCCAACGUUGAUACCAGCAUGGAUCAGAGGGAAGAUGGGGAUGAAUCAUGGGCGGAGCUCCAGGAAAAUGAGGAGGAGGAGGAGGAGGUGGAGGAGACUCCGAGACGAGGAAGGAGGAAAGGAAAGAGAAAGAAAAUCAAAGGAUCAGUUUAUCGAGCAUUAGUCACCUACCUUCAGCUUUUCAGCCGAUUCAAGGAUCCCAAGUCAAUGUACAAGGAACCACAACUACGCCAGCUCUAUCUGAAGUUGUUGUCCAGUAACUUCCCAGACAUCCAGAAGACCGUCUUGGCCUGCCUGAUGACCUACAACCACCCCUACCUCAACCCCUACAAGGAAAACCUCGACGGGCUCAUGGAAGACAAGAAGUUCCGUGGGAUGCUGGUGCAGUUUAGCAUUGACGAGACGGCGGGCGUGGUGGCAGCCAAUCACAGGGAAGGACUUCUGCCGGUACUCAUGAGGAUUCUUUACGGAAAGAUGAUGAGCAAGACGGGACCUGGCACCCAAGGAAAGAGCGGGGGUGCUGUUCGCCGCGCUACAAUCUUACGCUUCAUCGCUGGUUCCACGGCCAGCGAGAUGGGUGUGUUUCUGGACCUUGUUUUAGAGCCAUGUCAGCCCAUCAUUAAAGAUGAUUGUCGAUUGAUGGUGACUUCGUACCUUGAGUCAUUGACACUUCCUGCUGUUAUUCCACUCAAAAAACAGCAAAGUAUGCUGGACACCAUAGGCAUGAUAUUCAGUAAGUUAGGUCUUGCGAUCGCACCCUACGCUACCACCAUCCUCCAUCUUAUCACCUCCCUGUUGGCCAGUUACGACCGAUUGCUAGACCAGCGAGAACAGAUACAAAUCUAUGCUGUUGGCCAGCUGAAGAAACUUCGCCAGCUAGCCCUCCUGCGAUUGGUUGAAUUCUUUGGGGUCUUUGAAGAGCACCUGUUCUCAGCCAAUGAGAUUGAUUGUAUCUUCGAGGCAGCGGUGUGGCCCCAGAUUGGCAGCCUGGCCAAUGAGUGUCUAGCCACUCCAACGCCCCUGUUGAAACUCAUUCUUGCGUGGAGUAAAAACCCAAGAUUUCAUCCCCUCUUUGCCAAGCAUCACCCCUCCGACCAAAGUUGCACGGUCCUCCCCAGCGUUACCGCCCUCCUGUCCGCCCCGACGGUCUCGGACACGGUCGUUGCCAUGGUGAUGGAGAUCGUGCAGAGCCUUCUCAUGGAGGACGAUCCCGAGAUGGAAGAUGACGGGGAGAGGUCACUGGAGGUCAAUGACCUACUGGAGGUCAAAUUGGAGAGUAAACAGUUCACAGAACCUCCGAGUCUGGGAACCAGGCUUCUCCUCCCCCACGUACCAGCCGUCCUUACAUACCUCAGCUCAUCUGUUGGGAAAAGCACCCAGAGGAAGGGAGAGCGGAGCAGUCUACCGAUGAAGGAUCUUAACAUCAUCUCAAAGAUAAGCUUGUAUGUCAGUGACCCCGAGCAGAGUGCAAUGCUGGUCGGCCUUCUACUUCCAAUCUUACAAAGGACAAACGAAAGGCAUGAGACCACUGAGUUGGAUAUCCUUCACACGGUCAAGAAUGUGAUCAAACAGUGUCUUACUCCUGCAGACUUCUUAGGCCUACUCUCCCGACUAUUUUACCGUCUGACGUUCCGGCAGUCCAGAGCAGCUCUUUGUGACGUCUUCACCGCGAUGUCCGAUACGGACCCCACCAUGGCCGACAUUGCCCGUCUCAUGAGGCAGCUCAACUCCUGGGAUCGGAAACACGUGGACGAACGCGACUACUCGUACCGACUGGCUGGAUUCAGAUUGGCCAAUGAGAGACUCGCAUCCAUGGAAACCAUCGACGUGGUGUUCCUUACGCCUGUGAUGUACAACUGUCUCUAUAUGAUCAUGAAGAUUGACGACAUGUCGAUGCGAGAUAACUCCUCCUACUUCCUGAAGGCUCUGGUGACGAAGCUAGCAACCGAGGAACCUGAUAGAGAGCAUUCAAACUUUGACAAUAUCAUCACUCACAGACUCGCCCCAGCCAUAAGAGAAUCGCUGAGAUUAAAAUCAGAGAAUUCCAGGCACGAGAUGAUAGGACUUCUGUCGGACAUUGUCAAACUAUUCCCGAAUCAUCCGCAGUUCCAGUGCAUGGGAAUCCUACACGAUGAGGACAUCGAGAAAGACUUCUUUGAGAAUAUCAGACAUAUACAGCACCAUCGCCGCAUGAGGGCAUUGCGCCUUCUAGCACUUCACGCCAAACAAGGCGAUUUCACACACAGCGCCCUCUAUCAGUUUCUCUUGCCAAUGGCAACGGCGAUCAUCUUUGAUCCAGUGAUCUCGGCCAAGAAUCCCAACUUGGUGAUUGAGGCGAUCGGCGCAGUGGGAGCCGUCGCUAGCCAGUUGCCUUGGCGAUGGUAUUACCUGUUGCUACAGCAGUAUUUACGGCUGGUCACAAAAAGCAUCGACCAACAGAAGACAGCCGUCAGGUUGGUUGUCGCAGUCUUGGACUCGUUUCAUUUUGAUCUGUCACUCUCCGAAGGUGUUGAAAAUGUACAAGUUGGAAAAACAUCCACCAAGAAUGAGCCACCUCCGUCAGAAAAUUCAGCAGAAGAUAAAACCGGAAAAGAAAAUAAGAAGUCUGAAGUAGCGAAAACUUCCUCUGAUAGCGAUGAUGAAAACAACGAUGAAGAUGACGAGAAAGAGGUUGAAGAAGGUGAUAUCAAUGAAGAUGAUGAGAAGGAUACCGAGAAGGAGGUUGACAAGCAAAGAGGCCAAGUUACCAUGGCAACCAAGAUACAUCGUAUCAUCGUGGCUAGCAUCCUGCCCAAACUGCACAAGACUCUUACAAAGAAGGCUAAGAGCGACGAGCAUCACAAGAAAGCUCGCUUUGCCGUCGCAGAGGAUGAUGAGAUUCUACGAGUCCCGAUCGCCCUGGCCAUGGUCAAGCUCCUACAGGCCCUGCCCAAGAAGACCCUCCACCAGAACCUCCCCAACGUCUUGAUCAAGGUGUGUCAGAUGCUGAAGAGUAGAGCCAAGGAUGUCCGAGACGUCAGCCGGGACACGUUGGUGAAGAUUCUGGCGUCUCUCGGCGUCGGGUACUUCUCUUUCAUCCUGAAGGAACUCAGACAUGCCUUAACAAGAGGCUAUCAGCUUCACGUGUUGAGUUUCACCCUCCAUGCACUCCUCUAUAGCUCCAUGCCGACUCUACAGCCAGGGAACCUGGAUGCUAGCAUCAGCUCAAUGGUGGAGGUUUUCAACAAAGAACUUUUUGGGGUGGUUGCCGAGGAAAAGGAAGUAGUGGGCAUUGUGGGUAAGCUGGAGGAGGCCCGCAGCAUCAAGGGUUACGACUGCUAUGAGAUGGUAGCUAAGGUCAUAGGUCAGGGUUCAUUGACCCGACUUAUUCUCCCACUGAAAGAGAUUCUAGAAACCUCUCACAGCCACAAGGUUGUCCGUAAGGCCAGCGAGGUUCUGAAAUACGUAACCAUGGGACUGAUCAAUAAUCCAGGGAUUACGGUGGACUCCAUGUUAAUCUUUAUCCAUGGACUGGCUACCGAGACCAUCCCAUUAAUGACACCCCUGGAAAGGUCAAAGGGCAAAGUGAAGCCUCCACCAGACCCUAGAGCCGCCCCUGAGAGUACGUACCUCUUACUCCCUGCCCCAAAGAAGGGCGGAACGACCCCACAGGUCAGCAUCAAGACCAACAUGUACCUCAUCGUUGAGUUUGGACUUCAGUUGCUGCACAUGAACUUGAAGAGAUCCAAGUUGUCGCCUUCCAACCAACAACACCUUCAGAUGUUGGAUCCGUUUGUUGGAAUUCUCCUACAGUCACUCACAUCCAAGUACACAAAGGUGACGGUUGUCGCUCUCCGCUGCGUCAAAUGGCUGCUGCGCUAUCCUCUGCCCUCUAUCGAUAAAAGCGCAGUCAAACUAACAAAGACGCUUUUUAAAAUCCUCAACGAGUACGCCACUGCAGGAGCAGCCAAGGGUGCCAACUUUGACAUUGUUGUGUGCUGCUUCAAGGCUGUAACCGUGCUAGUCCGUGACGUUAAGCAGCAUACCAUUGAUGAGAAGCAGCUACAGGUAUUACUGACCUACGCUGAGGAGGACAUGCAUGAUCACACCAGGCAAGCCACUGCAUUCGGCUUACUCAAGGCUAUUAUGUCCAGGAAGUUGAUUGUUCCAGAGAUGCACGACGUCAUGAAGAAGGUCGCUCAGCUGUCCAUCACAUCAGGGAGUUCAUCCGUCAGGCUCCAGUGCAGACAGGUUAUUAUGAGCUUUCUCCUUGACUAUCCACUGGGUAAAAAAGUCAGAGGUCACAUUGAGUUCUUUGUCAGCCAGCUGAAUUUUGAGCUCCAGACGGGUCGUGAGUCGACCCUCGAGAUGUUGGCAACGAUCUUCUCAAGUUUCCCGCAGAAAACCUUGGAGCAAUACGCCGGGAUGUUUUUCAUUCCCAUGGCGACAAGGCUCAUCAAUGAUGAAUCUGCUAAGUGCCGUAAGCUGACUGCUCUGGCCAUCAAGUCUUUACUUCAGAAGAUACGAAUCGACAAGAGAGAUGAGCUGUUCGCCAUGACAACGCACUGGCUUCAAGACAAGAAACCAUCCCAUCAACGUCUAGCAUCCCAACUGUGUGGGAUCUUCGUCGAGGCAGAGGAGGAAGGGUUCCAGCGUCGGUUGGACACUGUGCUACCGCAGAUUGUUGAGCUUAUCCGACCGGAGACUUCGAAAAAGGAGUCGCCCGAGGAGAUUGAGGAUGAGGUAUCGAUGGAGGAGAGACACAGCGAUCACAUGUUGUUCAAUCUACUCUCGGCACUCGCUAAGAUGUUCAAGUGUUGCUCGCUCAUCGGCAGCAGAGUUCACACCCAAACCAUGAACGCAAUCUGGGAAUCUAUCCAGACUCAUCUCCUUCAUCCCCACACCUGGGUGCGUCUUGUUUCGGCCCAACUCUUUGGCGAACUGUUUGCCUCCAAACAACCAGACAGCUUGGCCAAAGCCUUGCUAAAGAAGUCUUGUACCCAGACUGAUCCUAAUGAGAAGAGGGUCGGAGCCAACCCGAAGAGAAAGCGGAAGGCUGUGGAGGUUGGGGAAGAGGAGAGGGGCGGGGGCGGAGUCAGAGAAGAGGGGCAGGAGUACCCGUUCAACCACGGACCGGACGUCAUACGGGAUUUAGUCUGUAUCUUCUGCUCCCAACUGCAAUCUCAUUUUAUUGACAAGAAACUCAGUGAUCAGGUUGUAAGAAAUCUGGUCUUUGUCGGGAAGGUCGUUCGUCACUUAAACCCAGAUGAAGGUCUUAUACCGGAUACUGGAGAUGAAAAUCUUGACGACGAUGAAGAAGAGGUCACUGAUGACCUCCCUCAAACACAAGAGGGCAGCACCACCAACAAGAGAACGCUUGAGACGACGCAUUUUGUGUCUAAUCUGAGUUGGAUGAUUAGGAAGAUGUGUCGGAUCGCGUCGUCGGAGGCCGCCAAGAGUCCCAAGAAGACAUUGAAGAGGAAUUGCGUCAUCAAGUGGCUGGCGGCAAUCUCAGUGGAUGUUGGAGGAGAGAGGUUGAAGCCUCAUCUUAAACAGAUCUUAAAACCAAUGUGCCGAGAGAUUAGUGACACAAAGUCGCACGAAGAUAACGAUUUAAGAACACUAUGCCAGGAGGCACUGGACCUGAUCAAGAGCCUAGUGGGACUGGAAACCUUCUCUCACGCCUACGCAGACGUCCAACGAGACAUCACAAAAGCCAGGAUUGAGCGGAAACAGAAGAGAGCGUUACAGGCUGUCGCAGACCCUGUCCAGGCAGCCAAGCGCAAAGAGAAAAAGCACCAGAACAAAAAAGAAUCCAAGAAAAGACGAAUCCAGCAGAUGAGACCAACAUAUCAGUUGGGGAAGAGACCCAGGCUAGGCGAGGGUAAAUAGAGAGCCAGGCUAAUCGAGGGUACCUAGACUCAUCAAGCAGUGUAUCAAUACAAAAAAUGAAUAAGGAAAGAGUCAGGCUAGGCGAGGGCAUCUAGACUCAUCAAGCAGUGUAUCAAUACAAGAAAGG